Molecule: messenger RNA, 4056 nt
Organism: Cyprinus carpio (common carp)
Lineage: Eukaryota; Metazoa; Chordata; Actinopteri; Cypriniformes; Cyprinidae
Product: adenylate cyclase type 6-like
Biological process (GO): intracellular signal transduction; adenylate cyclase-inhibiting G protein-coupled receptor signaling pathway; adenylate cyclase-activating G protein-coupled receptor signaling pathway
Cellular component (GO): plasma membrane
Molecular function (GO): adenylate cyclase activity
Source: RefSeq, a predicted model, not a curated record
ACAGGUGAAAGCAGCUGGCAGUGAGGAGCUGCUUGUUCGCAGGCCUUUAGGGGGAGUGUUGAGACGCGUGGAGACCGAGACUGGCACCGCGUCUGUGUGAAGGGGGAGAGGCUGGGAAACGACGGGAGCACAAGCGAGGCAGAGCUUCACCGUCUGUGGCCCUCAGUCCCCUCGUCCUCGAUGCCCGCAAAAGACACAUCGACCUACCGAUAACAAGGACGCGGAGCGACCGGAGGACCGCGCGCGCUCGAGACGGCACCGCUGUAGCGCCCGAACUGGAGAGAUGUCCACGAUCCAGACAUUAUGAAGAUACAGUAGAACAAAGUAUCAGAUCUUCAGAUCCAUCAGGCCACUCUUCAGUAACUAAACGAAACUGGACUCCCUGAUCAUCAUCACUCACUUAUCAGAACUCUACAUUUUUGCUUUCGCCCAUCCACCGCUCUAAAUGAGUGUCUCAGACAGCAAGAUCAGGGCUGGGGUGCACACCAGAACCCACACAGAAUGUCCUGGAUCAACGGCUUCCUAGUAGCCAGAGUGGAUGACCGUAAGGCCGCGUGGGGCGAGCGCAAUGGCAAGAAGUCCAAGCGCAAGGUUGGCUCCUCUCUCUGCAACCCACGCUACAUGAGCUGCCUGCGGGACAUGGAAGCCAUGGAGCCUCCUCCCCAGCCGUCCCACGCUCAGGCUACCCGGUCAGGAGGAGGAGGUACGGGCGGGGGCAACUUCGGUGUGCGCUGCGGAUGGCAGGAAGACCACUAUGGGAAAGUGGGGGGUGGGGGGGAGGGGGUGGGGCUUAAAUCUGUGGACCUGGGUUUCGAGGAUGGCGAGGUCAAGGGGAGGAAAGGGUGUGGCUUGGGUUGUGACGGCUCCAGCGAUGACACGGCCAGCGGCGCUGGCUCGGUGACGACGGCGGACUGCUGGCAGCGGGUGGUUCGGGUGUUCCAAUCUAAGAAGUUCCAGUCACGCAAACUGGAGCGUCUCUACCAGCGCUACUUCUUUAGGCUCAACCAGAGCUCACUCACGAUGCUGAUGGGCGUCUUGGUGAUCGUUUGUGGGGUCAUGCUCACCUUCCACUGCAUCCACAGACAGCCCGAAGUGGUCUACCCCUCCGUGUUCUCUGUGGCCAUGGCCUUGUUCUUGGUGCUAAUGGUGGUGUGCAACCGAAACGGGUUCCACCAGGACUACAUGUGGAUGGUCAGCUACCUUGUGAUUGGAGUGCUAAUCGUGGUGCAGGUGUUCGGGGUGCUGAUGGUGGCCCCUCGCAGCGCCUCCGAGGGGAUCUGGUGGUCCGUGUUCUUCAUCUACAUCAUCUACACGCUGCUGCCCGUGCGGAUGAGGGCGGCAGUGCUCAGCGGAGGAGUGCUCUCUUCCAUACACCUCCUCACCACGUGGAGGAUUAAUCAGGAUGAUGAAUUCCUCUGGAAACAGCUGAGCGCAAACGUGCUGAUCUUCCUGUGCACCAACAUCAUUGGGAUCUGCACCCACUACCCAGCAGAGGUCUCUCAGAGGCAAGCCUUUCAGGAGACGCGAGGCUACAUCCAGGCCCGACUGCACCUGCAAAGAGAAAACCAGCAGCAGGAACGCCUGUUGCUGUCUGUUUUGCCAAGGCAUGUCGCCAUGGAAAUGAAGGCUGACAUCAACGCUAAAAAAGAAGACAUGAUGUUUCACAAGAUCUACAUCCAGAAGCACGACAAUGUCAGUAUUUUGUUUGCAGACAUCGAGGGUUUCACUAGUCUGGCGUCGCAGUGCACCGCUCAGGAGCUGGUUAUGACUCUGAACGAGCUGUUUGCACGCUUUGACAAGCUGGCUUCGGAGAACCACUGCUUACGGAUCAAGAUCCUGGGGGAUUGUUACUACUGCGUGUCAGGGUUACCUGAGCCCAGAGCGGACCACGCUCACUGCUGCGUGGAAAUGGGGGUGGACAUGAUUGAAGCCAUUUCAUUGGUGCGAGAGGUCACAGGGGUCAAUGUGAACAUGCGGGUGGGGAUCCACAGUGGUCGCGUGCACUGUGGAGUUCUUGGAUUGAGAAAGUGGCAAUUCGACGUGUGGUCCAAUGACGUAACGCUGGCCAACCACAUGGAGGCUGGAGGCAAAGCCGGGAGGAUCCAUAUCACUAAAGCUACUCUGCAGUACCUGAAUGGAGACUAUGAGGUGGAGCCAGGUUUUGGAGGGGAGAGAAACGCCUACCUGAAAGAGAACAGCAUUGAGACCUUCCUAGUGUUGGGCUGCAGUCAGAAGCGGAAAGAGGAGAAGGCCAUGAUGGCUAAGAUGCAGCGCACGCGGACCAACUCUAACGAGGGUCUGGUACCGCGAUGGGUGCCUGACAGAUCCUUCUCCAGGACGAAAGACUCCAAAGUCUUCAGACAGAUGGGCAUUGAUGAAACAUCCAGCAAAGACAACCGUGGUGCUCAGGAGGCGCUGAACCCUGAGGACGAGGUGGACGAGUUUUUGGGCCGUGCCAUUGAUGCUCGCAGUAUCGACCAGCUCCGCAAAGACCACGUGAAGAAGUUCCUCCUCACCUUCCAAACCUCCAGCCUGGAGAAGAAGUAUGAUAAGAAGGUAGACGAUCGUUUUGGUGGUUAUGUGGCUUGUACUCUGCUGGUCUUCUGUUUCAUCUCUUUUAUCCAGAUCAUCAUAUUCCCUCAUACUCUGGUCAUGCUGGGAAUAUACAUCAGUAUCUUCAUCAUUCUUGCCAACAUCCUCUUCAUCUGUGCCAUUUACUCCUGCGUGAAGCUCUUCCCUGCUGCUAUGCAGACUGUGUCCAAGAAGAUUGUUCAGUCUCGCACCAACAGCACACUGGUGGGAGUUUUCACCAUCAUCCUCGUCUUCAUCUCUGCCUUUGUCAAUAUGUUUUCCUGUGAUACACAGAAGCUUGUGGACUGUGUAGCAGAGCGGUUUAACUGGUCAUCACAGAUGGUGACUCCCUGUGUCAUUUACAACUUGUCUCGCCCUGCACCCGUCAGCCUGAAUAUCCCUGCACCCGUCAGCCUGAAUAUCUGUCCCAGCGACACUCCCUCCUGCCCCUUCCCAGAGUAUUUCAGCUACAGCGUGCUGCUGACUCUGUUGGCCUGCUCAGUGUUCCUGCAGAUCAGUAGUAUAGGGAAGCUGGCUUUAAUGCUGCUCAUCCAGCUCACUUUCCUCCUGCUUGUGGAGUGGCCAGAGGUGGCGCUGUUUGACAACGCAGACCUCUUCGUCACUGCCAAUGCCCUGCCCAGUUUCAAUACAACUUCUGAGCAGUGUGAAUUCGAGGUGACUAAAGUGUCCCUAAAGGUCAUGACCCCAGUGAUCCUCACUAUAUUUGUACUAGCACUGUACCUACAUGCCCAGCAAGUGGAGUCAACGGCUCGUCUAGACUUCCUUUGGAAACUUCAGGCCACAGAAGAAAAGGAGGAGAUGGAGGAACUUCAAGCCUACAACCGCCGGCUCCUCCACAACAUCCUGCCCAAAGAUGUGGCCGCCCACUUUCUAGCCAUCGAGAGGAGGAAUGACGAGCUGUACUACCAAUCAUGUGAGUGUGUGGCCGUCAUGUUCGCCUCCAUCAGCAACUUUUCCGAGUUCUACGUGGAGCUGGAGGCCAACAACGAGGGAGUGGAGUGUCUGAGGCUCCUCAAUGAGAUCAUCGCUGAUUUUGAUGAGAUCAUCAGUGAGGAGAAAUAUAGGCAGCUGGAGAAAAUAAAGACCAUUGGCAGCACCUACAUGGCCGCAUCCGGCCUCAAUGACUCCACCUAUGACAAGGAAGGCCGCUCGCAUAUAACCGCCCUGGCUGACUAUGCCAUGCACCUCCGUGAACAGAUGAAAUACAUCAAUGAGCAUUCCUUCAACAACUUCCAGAUGAAGAUCGGACUGAACAUUGGGCCAGUGGUCGCAGGAGUUAUUGGCGCCAGAAAGCCCCAGUAUGAUAUCUGGGGAAACACAGUAAACGUGGCCAGUCGGAUGGACAGUACAGGGGUCCCAGACCGUAUUCAGGUGACCACAGACCUGCACCAGGUGUUGGCCAGUAAAGGUUACCAGCUGGAGUGUCGAGGGGUCGUGAAGGUGAAAGGCACAAGGGUGAGAUGA